Molecule: messenger RNA, 258 nt
Organism: Triticum turgidum subsp. durum (durum wheat)
Lineage: Eukaryota; Viridiplantae; Streptophyta; Magnoliopsida; Poales; Poaceae
Source: the annotation of a GenBank genome assembly
AUGGAGCGCUCUUCCACACAUGUUGCUCUCUUGCUGGCUCUCAUCGUAUGCUGUUCCAUGGCAUCCUCGGCCGCGGCAGCCCGAGCUUUUGUGGACGGAAACCGUGAAGGAGAACGUCCUCCCGCGCCUUGGGCCUCUGGCAGGAGGUCAGCGGAGUGUCCAGGAUGUGGAAGCACUUCGUCGCUGCCGGUGACAGCCAGACUUGCGCCACACCGAAAGAACCUGCAGGUUGCUGCGAACGUCGACUUCUACGCAUGA